AUGGUUGACAUUUUGAGAAUACAAAUUCAGUGGCAGUGUGGAAAGCGCAAGAAAUUUCUCUAUAGUAAUGUCUCAGUCAAUUUUCAUAAAUUAUGGACGUUAUUUUUUAUAUUUAGCUAUGUAGGUUCAUAUUUAGCCAGUGAUGAUGAAACCAAAAUUUUAUCGAGAAAAAGGCGUUAUGUCACAUUUCCUGAAGGUUCAAGUUUCUCGGCAGCUGGUUGCAUGACAGUGGGUGUGAUUGGUCAGCCUGCGCCUUCCACAGCCCCCGGCACUUUCACCUUCGGCCUCAACUGGGGUAUAGCAUAUGAGCUCCCCAAUGCAACCGAGACCUUGAUGUUCUACCACAAGAAGUACCGGCUGAAGAAGCCAGCUACUCAGAGGAGGAACAGGAGGGAUUUGUACCAGAAAGUUGAAGUUGUUUUAGAUAGCAUGGGGUACAAUGGCCGAGAAUGCAUAUUGAAGACAUUGUGUGAAACGACGCAGCGUCUCGUCCCGCAUGGGGAUAACAUGAUGGAGGAAAUGUUCAGGACUUUAUUCACGUUACCCAUGAGCAAAGUUUUACCAGAGGAGCCUUUGGAGCAUGCGAUAUACGAUGCUGCUCAUCGUUUAGGCGUUCUGAUGGAAAGCUGCGAUGUCUACAAAUGUCCCCUGUCUUUGGUUGACUGGGCCCAAGGAUAUUACAAUGCACCGGCCCCAAAGUUGGACACUUUAACACACCCUUGGGCUUUAUUCAGUAGUAGUUUUAAUUGAUUUUGCCGUAUUAGAUAGAUUAAUAAAUGUAUUAAAGGUUA
This is a messenger RNA of Amyelois transitella, 791 nucleotides long. RefSeq lists its product as uncharacterized. The transcript is spliced from 6 exons. NCBI's taxonomy places the organism in Eukaryota, Metazoa, Arthropoda, Insecta, Lepidoptera, Pyralidae. Bases 1 to 750 code for a protein of 249 amino acids. The record is from RefSeq and is a predicted model, not a curated record.